AUGUCGCCCCUUGACCGGCCAGAGGUCGCAACCCAACGAGCCACCCGGCCUGACGCCCCCUCGAGGCGCCCAAGCGGCGACCAGGCCGGCGGGCAACAUGCGGACGCCCGCUCGCUGCGGGUCCCAGCCGGCGUCAGGAUGAGCUGUGCGAUCGGCUGCCGACCCCAUGUCGGCCUGGUGAUGUGA
Molecule: messenger RNA, 186 nt
Organism: Puccinia triticina
Lineage: Eukaryota; Fungi; Basidiomycota; Pucciniomycetes; Pucciniales; Pucciniaceae
Exons: 2
Coding region: 1-186 (61 amino acids)
Source: RefSeq, a predicted model, not a curated record